AUGCCCGAAGACUUCGUCAAAGAGGUGAAGGCCCAGAAGCUCAGGCUCCUCCGCUUUGUGCCUGAUUCCCACGACUGGCUCCAGCAACACCUGUCCACAAUCGAGUUCACGGAUUGCGAGUUGGAGAUUUCUAAGAAGAAGCCUACUCGCAGAGACGAGGAGCGGAUUCUAAAAGAAUUACAAUUGCCAUUCAACUUUGACAAUUCGGACUGGCCCGGUGUGAAGUCACAGAAGAGCCAGAAGUUGAGAGCUCUAGAUCAGCUCACUAAGGAAGAACGUUGGGAGUUGUUGCUCAAGAACACUGUUGUGUCGGGUCCUAACGGCUGUUGGCACCUAUCGGGCAUCGAGUUGAGUUUGCACGUUAUCGCGGCCAGCUUGGGCAUAUACGCCCCUUGGAUCAAGUUUACGAUGGACUCUCAGAUUCUCAAAGGUCAUGGGAAAUGGGAUGUUUCGCACCUUUGUGGACAUGGUCACUGCUUCCGCCCGUCCCAUCUAGUGAUCGAGAUGAGCAGCACCAACCAGCGUAGGCGGGACUGCAAAGGUGGCGAGACAUGUCGAUGUGGUUACAGGGAGGGCACGCCUAAAUGCUUCGGGCACGAGGAAUGCCCGGAUACCUGUCCCGUGCGUUUGCGAAUGUUGCUCAAGAAGAAGUGGAAGAACGAUGAUUGGGAGCGAGCGCUCGACAUACAGGAAGCUGGUGGUGCUAAAGCCAAGGUUCGAUGUCGGGUGGUAGACCCCCUCUGGUACAGGGAUCUCAUUGCGUACGAAGAGGCAUUGGCAAACCCUAUUCGAUCGUCCAAGAGGAAGAGGAAAGCGAAUGACGAACCCGCGGAGGAGCCCAAGAAGAAGGCUAAUACAGCCACAACAAGGGCGCAACGUCGGGUUUCCAACAGGAAAACCAAGUUGCGACGCCACUGA
Alternaria viburni is the source of this 918-nucleotide messenger RNA. RefSeq lists its product as uncharacterized. NCBI's taxonomy places the organism in Eukaryota, Fungi, Ascomycota, Dothideomycetes, Pleosporales, Pleosporaceae. The record is from RefSeq and is a predicted model, not a curated record. The coding region runs from base 1 to 918 and encodes 305 amino acids. Gene Ontology annotation, molecular function: endonuclease activity. The transcript is spliced from 2 exons.